This is a messenger RNA of Stegodyphus dumicola, 3711 nucleotides long. It is a transcript of the gene Fibp, whose product is annotated as acidic fibroblast growth factor intracellular-binding protein. The record is from RefSeq and is a predicted model, not a curated record. Gene Ontology annotation, cellular component: nucleus. NCBI's taxonomy places the organism in Eukaryota, Metazoa, Arthropoda, Arachnida, Araneae, Eresidae.
AGAUUUUUCAAAAUGAGAAUAGUUUCGGAGUUUAAAACGGGAAAACAUUUCUUGUAUGGUAGUGUAUUCCGACUGCAGUGUAACCUGGCUUCCUUGUGGUAUAAGAAACCUUUUGUUAUUGAUGUAGCGCAUAGUAUGGAUGUCGAUAUUGAUAUCUUCGUUGGAAAUAAUACAUUGCUUGAUCCUGAAAUUUAUGAGAUGUGGCUGUCAGGUCAGCAAGCUUCAGAAGGAGCUACUAUUCUAAUCAAUGGGUCAUUAAAAGAAUUUGAUAUUGACUUCAGCAUGCUUCUCAGUGAUGUUUUAGAUCAUUACAGAACAUUUCAAAUGCUAGAGCGAUUAUUGCAUUAUCCAAGACGGUUAACUGAGCAAUGGAUAUUUCAAAUUGCUCCUAGUAUGCAGCGUAUGUUAAUUGAAAGGUAUUAUGAAUUUGAUGAUACAGUUAUCCGAGAAUUUCUUGGCAAGAAACUGUCUGCUAGAAAUCGAAAAGAUCUUGAUGAUGUCAGUGAGAAAACUGGAAUUCAGAUUAAAAGUUGCAGAAGACAGUUUGAUAAUGUGAAAAGAGUGUACAAGAUAGUUGAAGACAGUAGUGGUGAACUAGUUAAAAGCAUACGGAGCACGUUUUUGCUUUCAGAAUGUCUUGCAAGAAAAUAUGCUGCUAUUGCCUACCUAACUAGUAAUCGAUUUGAAACCAGUAAGAAAAAAUUGCAGUACUUGACUUUUGAUGAUUUUCUGUUUUGUGCUAACUGGAUGAUGUGCAAUUGGUCAUGUCCAAAGCCAGAUUGCAGCUAUGAAGAAACUGCCAUGGAAAUUGAUCGUGAAUUUCUUCAGGACUUGAGAGAACUAAAGCAAAUUUUAGAAAAAGAUACAUUUGAUGAAUUAAAAGCUUAUGUGCUAAGCUCAUUGAGAUCAAAACUGCCAGAUCGUACGUAUUCAGAUCUAGACGCAAAUUUCAAGUCAUUUACUCGAACAUUUGUAAAUAUUGCAUAUGGUUUAAAUCACAGCAAAGAAGUAAGGGAUUUGUUUGUGGAUAUCGUUGAAAAGUUUAUUGAACCUCUGCGGCAAGGUCGAUGGUCAGAAAAAGAUCUUCAAAAAUUUCUUGAGGUAUACACGUCUUCAGCAUCGCAUAUGCAGUUAUUCAGAAGUGAUUCUCAUUUAUUGGAAGUUUGGGAAAGAUAUAUGUCCACAAUGUCAAGUUUCAUUCUGAAAAUGUUUCACCAAUGAGAAAUCAUGCUUCAGUUUUCCUGAAGUGUUAAAUAAGUAGGACCUUGCUGUAAUGAAGCAGAAUAUUUGAUUGUUUACUUUGGAAAAGAAAAUCUUGGUAUAUUAGUUGAUUUGAUACAUCAUUUAGAAUGAUUAGUUUAGAUACUGAACAUCAUGACAAGCUUGAAGAGCUUGAUAUUUCAAAUGUGGUCUUAUAUGGGUUUAAGUUAUGGGUUAGUUGCAUUUAUUAUGAUGAUGAGCGAUUAUUUUCAUUUUUGUUUGUCUAAUAAUUGAAGAAUAAUUUUUGUAGGAGUUAUUAAAACUUAACUAUUUUUAUCUUUGCUCGGAAACUGAUAAAAUAAUUUUGUUAAAUAAUUUUCAGAAAUGUUUGAGUCAAAACUGAAAUUGCUGGAAAUGCAGCAUUCAGAUAUUAAAAAUAUAAUUUUGAGGAAUUCCUUGAUCUUGUUAAAAUUAACUAUAACAGAAUAGCCUCCUUUAUGUAUCAUUUAAAAAACCAGUAUUGCCAAAGUCAGCAUUAUUUUUAAUGCAAAAAUGUCAUAUUUUUAAUUUAAUUUUGUAUGUAUAAUUGAUUUUAAAUUUAUUCAUAUUUUGUGCAUUGCAUGUGUUUUAAUUUGUACAGAGUGAUCCUUGAAAUUUAAAGUUCUUGUGCCCUAAAUUGUUAAUAAUAAAUUGUAAUUUUUAAUGCAUAGUUGGUAUUGAUUUCAGCUUUAUUAAAUCAUUUAUAAGGAAAUUAAUGAUACUGUAUCAGUAGCUUGGAAGCUUAGAUGUCAAUUGAAACAUUUAAUAAAAUAAGUGCAUUGAAUAUUUUAACUAUUUGAUUUUGUCAUACAUUGCCUAUGUUGAUGCAUUUAAUAAUUACAUAUAAAGGAAGUGAAUUUGGUUUAAAUAUGCAUAGAUAUUAAAUAUGAUUUUUUUAAAAAAAGAGUGCUAUUUAAAAGCUUAUAAUUUGAGUUCAGAAUGUUAUUUUGGAUGUUUUAUUAUCUGCUAUAGAAGAGACAGUGAAUCAGUAUUUUCUUUCCUUGUCUAAAACGGUCUCUGCUAAAAUUUGUUUUCCAGUACAUGACAUUUUGGGCUGGGACUUCAUUUGCAUUAAUUAAUUUUGUGGUAUGCAUAACUAUUUCAGUGAUACUUUUGAAUAGCUUCAACAAAAUAAUAUGCAAACAGUCAAGAGAGUUUAAUACUAUGCAUAUAAGCAAUAUAGUAUCAUUCAUAUAAUUUGCAAAUAAUGUAGCCUUAUUAUAAAGAUAUGCAUGAGGCAAGAUGUAUUUUUAUGCUUUGAAGUUUUUCUAAUGCACUCCAAAAUUAUUUGUUUAAAAUCUGGAAAAUGUGUAAAAUUACAUCAAAAUUGCUGACAUUAAUUUUUUUUUAGAAUUGCAGUUUAUGUUUUUUCAUGGCUGUUCAGUAGAAAACGAAGUUGAUUAUUUAUUUAUAAUUAACAAGCAAACUUUGUGAAAAACCUAAUUAUAUAUUACUGUUUAUGAUUAGCUGUAUAUAUUUCCAUAAUCAUGUUUACAUAUUUUUAAUUUAUUUUAUUACCUAUUUAAUAUGUUUUAAUGCAUAAAUGUAUUCAUGACAUUUAGUUGCACAUUUAUUUUUGCAAUGAUUCUUCAAUUCCUGUAUUGUUCUGUUCUAUGUGAGAUGUUGAUGCCAGGAUAAAUAGAGAAAGUAGAGAAAAUAAAGGGCUUAUUUCGCAGACCUGAAUCCUCAUAUAAACAUUGUGAAUUGUUUGUGUCAACAGCAGUUCCUGAACUGAAAGAGAAGAUAAUACUAUGCACAUUCUUGUAUCCUGCAAUUCUUCUAUAAUUCCGAUUGUUUACAUCAUAAAUAAUAAUCUUUUGCUGACUGAGUCCUUAGUUGGUUUUGUCUUAAUGUUUUUCACUGUUCUGUGUCACUGAAGCCAAGAGCUGCCAUUAUUGCAUCACUCUCUUCAGUAUAUGUUACGUAUCAGAAGUGCAUAAACCAGAGUUCUUUCCAUGCCAUAUUUUUCAUUAGCCAUUUCAUGUACCUAAACGUUGUAGAUAAAGAAGCUCUUAAACCUUUAAAUUUGGGUUCUUAACAUUCUUUCCACUUCAGUGUCUCUGUAAGAAAAGUGUUGCAUGUAUAUCGAUAAAGCUUAUCAUUAUUAUUAUUCAUCUAUAGCAGCUUUUCGGCAGAAAUUUUUCUUUGUAUGAUUUAAAAAGCUUAGCGUCAUUAAAAAAUAUACACGAGUCAAUAACCAGUACUUUAGUCUUUAUGCACUUUGUGAAGCUUUUUAAAGUACAGUAUUUAAUCACGUUUUCCCUACUAUCACUUGAAAACCAGGAGUGGAAAAUACGUGUUUUAUACUGCUUAAAAAAAAAGGCUUAAAUGAUAAACAAUGUGCUUUAAAAGAUACACUAAUAUUAUUAUACAGGGUGAGCACAAAAACAGUCCCCGGUUUCGAAAGGGGAUAACUUUAAUACCAAAAAGACUAUCUUGCCAAAUUUUAACUAGUUACUAAUGCAUAAACUU